Molecule: messenger RNA, 438 nt
Organism: Melanotaenia boesemani (Boeseman's rainbowfish)
Lineage: Eukaryota; Metazoa; Chordata; Actinopteri; Atheriniformes; Melanotaeniidae
Gene: smim20
Product: small integral membrane protein 20
Exons: 3
Coding region: 82-291 (69 amino acids)
Biological process (GO): mitochondrial respiratory chain complex IV assembly
Cellular component (GO): mitochondrial inner membrane
Source: RefSeq, a predicted model, not a curated record
GUUGCGACCUUUCACACCGGAAACAAUAGUCGUAAACACACUCCUCAAUUUGGAGGUGAGAGUGUAUGUCUUUACAAAAUCAUGUCCAAAAACACGAGAAUAGCGUUGGUGUUUGGAGGCUUUAUAACGGCAGUUGCCGCUGCGUUAUACCCCAUUUUUGUCUAUCCACUCUCGCACAGAGAAGAGUACAGAGAAGUCCAGAAAAUGAACCGGGCAGGAAUCAACCAGGCCGAUGUGCAGCCUGUGGGUGUGAAGAUAUGGUCUGAUCCAUUUAAGCCAGUGGACAAAUGAUGACCGCCGACAGCUGACUGAUGCCGAUGAAAACUUUGUAUGAAGCAUGUAUGACUUGUGCUUGGUGUGUGAGUGAAUUGUGUUGUUUAUUUUGAUUGUUUAUGAUCCCUUUCACCAUAAAUAAAGUUUAAAGGUUUAAGAAUGUCA